AGAAAUAAAUAAAGAUAAAUAUUUUUUAUUUUUUUUUUACGAUGAAGUCGUAAUAUUUGAUAUUUUACUUCAAAGAAGGCUGAGAAGGUUCCACAAUAUAUGUCUGUGUGAGCGAGUUGCGUGUCCUGCAGUUGUCCAAGAAGCAUCCGGUUUAAAUGUAAACAUUCUGCUGGUCUCCCGCGAGCGUCGAACGUUCGAGCCUUCCAUCUCAUUGUGACGUCAGCGCUGUUUCAAUGAAAAAGAGUGCGAAGCGCUGAACAAUCUGUUGGGUGAUCAGGAGUCAGGUGAGUCAGUACUCCAUCAAGUUCUCUCUUUACUCCAGUAAAUAUUUACCUUAAAUAGUUAUUGAGCUAUAUUAAAAGUAGAGUUUUCCUGCAACCACAUACAAUAUUAAAUUACUGCUAGCAACAAUUUGAAUUCUGUUUCUCAUCUCUCUAGAAUAUGGUUAAUGAGAAUUGUGUUGAAAAAAUGGAUCGAAAGAGCAAAAAGGAGCAGAAGAAAAGGAAGAAAUGGGGCAGGUCUGUGUCAUCUUCUCCAGAUGUGGUGGUGUCAGCCGCUGCACCUGCUGAAGGUGUCCAAACUCCCUCUUCAUCCUCCCGGAAGCACAAGUUUCCAUCUCUGCGCCGGGUUUUCCGCAGAAUGCUAUCUUUUCUGCCGUGUGUGUCCUCAUGUGAGGUGGCUGAGUCGAUCGAGACUCGGUCAAUCAGCGUCGACACACGUGAUGAUGAUGCUUCCUCACCUGCAGUCAGCAGAUCUUCUGAUCCAGAGGUUGAACUGCAGGCUGAGACCCAGGAGAAAGAAGCAAUCAAAGGUGAGAAAAUGCCUUUACAUGUUUGAAUCUCAUACAUCUUUUCCAGUAUGCACAAUAGAAAAUUGUAAUAAAUCAGUAUCUUCAACAGAUGUAGCUGGAGAGCAAAGCUCCACUUCCAGCACUGAAGAUACUUCCACAUCCACAGACGGAAGACCUUCAGAUCUGCUGUAUGCAAUCCUGGGAUCGGAAGCUACUGGAGGAGAAUCAAGCACCUCGAUCAGCACCGAUGGUUCUUCCUCAUAUGGUCCAUCAGAUCUGGAGACCAGUGGAGUUUACACUUCCUCCAGCGCUGAGGAUUCCUCCUCGUCUCUAGAAGAUCAUCCAUCAGAUCUGGAGACCAGUGGCGUUUUCACCUUCUCCUCCUCUGAAGACAUUGAGAAGAUUGAUCUGCUGGCUGAACUUCAGGCUACUGCGGUUCUUGAAGAUGCAGCUGGCGAUCAAGUCACCUCUGAUGCAGAUCUUGACUACAUCCUCGGUGUGAUUGCUAGUAUGAGGGUGCAGUCCGCUGGUCUGUCCCGUGCUGAAAUACUGCAGCUGAUACAGGGCAGUCCUCGGCCGGAGCAGAUGGAGGUCGAGCAGCAGAUCAGUGACAGAGAGACGGAGGACGAGGUCCAGUCGGAUGAUGUUGUGGCGACAGCACGGCCGACCAAAAUCAAGCACUUGGGUUUUCCCAAUUUAGGAAACACGUGCUACAUGAACUCUGUGUUGCAGUGCCUCCUCACCGUUUCCCCGUUCCGGGACGAUGUGCUUUCCCAGCGGGAACGGUGGAAUGACGGAAGCACGAUGCUCAGGGCGCUCAGCGACCUGCACAUGACCAGGCUGACCGGGAAUGACAAGAAUCUGAAAGCAAAGCUUUUGUUUUCGGUGAAGAGAUGCAUUGAAACUCUCCACCCUGAUUUCUUGGGAGACCAUCAGCAGGACGCACAUGAGUUCCUGAUGGUGUGCUUGGCCCGUCUUAAAGAAGAGGGCGAGCUUCUGCAGAGCUCCUGGCCUCAGUACACCUGUCCCGUAGCUAACAUGGAGUUCCUGCUCAAGCGCCGGCGCACCUGCGACAGCUGCGGCUUCCAGAGUAGCUUCACAGAGGAGUCCAACUACCUCUCUCUAGUCAUCGGUCCUCAAGGGUGCCUCGUCGACAGCCUGCAGCAGUACUUCAAAACGUCUUCAUUUGAAUGCUCCUGCAGCGAGUGUGCCGGCCGUGAGGCGUCGGAGGCGUUGGAGCUAAUCAGUCUGCCGCGGUACGACACCUCGUCCUGCAGAAUCACUAAACACAAUAACUCCAAGUUCAUAACUUCUGAAUCUGAAUCUCUCCACAGGGUGCUCGUCCUUCUGGUCAUGCGCUUUGACAUCACAUCCUCAAUGCGCAAGAUGAAAAAUCGACUGCACGUUCCAGAAGACUUCGCACUGUCCUGCGAUAAAGAGAGCAGAGAGAUGAGAGUGAUACCGAGAAAAAGCCUGAAGCAACAGCAAGAGAGAACGAAGACAGAUAGGGUUGAGACUGCAGGACAACAGGUGGAGGCAUCAGACGGACGCAGCGCUGCUCAGUACAGCCUCGCUGGAGUCGUGUCUCAUCUGGGCAGCAGUUUGUAUUGUGGUAAGAGCUUCUUCUGUAUCUUCUGUCGUCUCGUUCACUCGUUCGGCGUCACGCUACAGCUGCUCUGUCGUGUAGGGCACUACAUCAGUCACAUCCGUGACUUCUCCGGAUCCGGAUGGCUGAGAUGCAGUGACACCCGCAUCAGAAGAUCCAGCUGGUCCAAGGCGUCGAGGAACAUCGGGAAGAACGGAUACGUGCUCUUCUACGUGAAGAGGUGGAUAUCACCACAGCACUGGUGCUUAAACGUGACUCACUGCUCAGUUCUCUUAUAUUAAGACACGGUUGUGUUCUAACUGUAGUUCAGCAGGAGCUGGUUGAUGCAAGUGAAGGGAGUUACAUCUAAAGCCAAACAUAAGCUUAGAGAAGAUCCUUCUGCGGUUCCUCCUCAACAUCCUGGGAAUCUCAUCUCUGUUCGGGUCGACAUCGGAGAGACUUCUCCAUCAGUGGAUCCACAUGCAAUCCCAGGAAAAGCAGGAUUGGCUCGUUGCAUAUGAAUUUUACCUGUUAUAGAUGUUCUCAUGAUCUCAUAUCAAUAAGGUUUAUAUUACUAAUAGUACUAUUCUACUCAUUUUAACCGAGCCAGUGGCAUUUGAAACUUAUAUGUAUAACUUAUUUAUAAUUUUACAAUAUGUAUAAAAACAAGUUAAUAUUACAUUGC
Molecule: messenger RNA, 3060 nt
Organism: Carassius auratus (goldfish)
Lineage: Eukaryota; Metazoa; Chordata; Actinopteri; Cypriniformes; Cyprinidae
Product: ubiquitin carboxyl-terminal hydrolase 37
Exons: 11
Coding region: 449-2677 (742 amino acids)
Biological process (GO): G1/S transition of mitotic cell cycle; protein deubiquitination
Cellular component (GO): nucleus; cytosol
Molecular function (GO): cysteine-type deubiquitinase activity
Source: RefSeq, a predicted model, not a curated record